This is a messenger RNA of Notolabrus celidotus (New Zealand spotty), 1582 nucleotides long. RefSeq lists its product as uncharacterized. NCBI's taxonomy places the organism in Eukaryota, Metazoa, Chordata, Actinopteri, Labriformes, Labridae. The coding region runs from base 325 to 933 and encodes 202 amino acids. The transcript has 5 exons. Gene Ontology annotation, molecular function: GTP binding; GTPase activity. The record is from RefSeq and is a predicted model, not a curated record.
CAGGAUUCUAAUUUGCAUAACAGCCUGAUUGCUAAAUAUUAUCCCUUGCCUACUGUUUUCAAUAUAUCAUCCUGUUGUUGUUGUGGUUGAUUGCGUGUUAAUUUUGUUGAUGAAAGUGAAGCGCGAUCCAGCUUCACAGGCGCGUGUGCUCGACCACGUGAGGGGGAAAUAAUCAAAUUAUUGCUUCUAUUGGUGUUAUUGAGGGUGAUGUGUUUCCCCGCCCACUGAGCUGUGUCCCGUAAUAACUGCUGAGAGCCUCCAGCAGACACACACACACAUCGGAACAGCAGAGCCCAGCGGCUCCCCACAGCUGUUUCUCUGAACAUGGAUGCCAAUAUUGUUGUGAUGGGUACUGAAAGCGUCGGGAAAUCAGCGCUGACUGUGCGUCUUUUGACUCGGAGAUUCAUUGGAGAGUACGGAGAUAUUGAAUCUAUUUACGGACACAACUUUGAGAUGAGCGGAAGAGAAAUCACUCUUAAUAUUUGGGAUUCCCCUUAUUGUGAGGAUUUGUCAGUGGAGACGUCACUCUUUGACAAGAAGAUUCAAUGGGCAGACGGCUUCAUUCUCGUGUACAGCAUUUGUGAUAGAGCCAGUUUCAACAACGUCAGCAGACUCACUCAGACCAUCAAGUCCACUAAAGACUACCUGAACGCAGACAAAGUGCCCAUAGUGAUUGUGGGUAAUAAGAGGGACCUGCACCACAGGAGGACAGUGCUGAGCGAGGAGGGCCGGCUGCUCGCUCUCAAAACAGACUGCCUCUUCUACGAGGUGUCAGCGGCGGAGAACUACCACAGCGUGCUCAUGGUGUUUCAUGGGCUGGUGGACAGGAUGAAGGACGCCAAGCUGACCAUGAAGAGGCCUUUAGGGUUCAAAGGAAUAGUGAAAAGCAUGUCUGCAGUGUUUGCCAGGAGACGCACCGACUCCUUUGAGUAACACAGAGACAGUAGGGGGAGUUUUCUGAAUCUGCACAAGACUGGAUGGAUAUCACAGUCUGCCAGAUGUGUCACAUGUCAGAGUGUCACAAGCCUCCUGAUGCAUUGACUUUAAGUGUGCAAGGACUCCAGAGAAGAGAAGAUCCACAUAGCUUCAGGAAACAUGAAGUCAAAACAGUGUCACUGAGAGGUUUUCUUGUGACAGGUUUUGAACUUGGCAACACUUCAGGCAACAAGACUGAUGAAAUGUAUAGUUUUUUAUAACUGACUUAACAGAUUCUUGACUACUGUGAGUAACAAGGUAUGCAAUUUUUAAAGCUUUAGAAGAAAGCUAUGGCUUCAUAUUGGAGGAAAAUCUUUGCACAAUUUCAAUGUGCCUUUACUGAUGACGACCAAAGAAAAUGUUCAAAAUUAAAGCUCUUAAAAACACAAGUGCAUCUUUUGUAUUGUCGGACAAAUGUCCAACCGACCUUCAAAUUCAUUCUUUCCAGUAACACAUACAUAUUUGUAUUUAUUCAAGUUGAAACACUUUAAGGCAAAGUGCUUUCUAUAUUUGUGAGCUGUUUAAGAAUUGAUCACGAAUUUAAGAGUUGUUUGUCUAAACCUUGUCUUAUAUCUUAUGGGGACUUAAAUAAAGCUUUAAAUGUGCU